Molecule: messenger RNA, 1126 nt
Organism: Rhopalosiphum padi (bird cherry-oat aphid)
Lineage: Eukaryota; Metazoa; Arthropoda; Insecta; Hemiptera; Aphididae
Gene: Obp59a
Exons: 7
Coding region: 58-1047 (329 amino acids)
Molecular function (GO): odorant binding
Source: RefSeq, a predicted model, not a curated record
AAACGAAAGACUCACAGUAUAAAAAUAUUCUAUUCACGACACAUCAUCGUCAUCACCAUGUUAUUAAUGCUAAACAGCGCAGGACGCUGCGGUCAUAGUACUACAACAGUCGUGACGCUGUCGGUCGCCGUUCUACUGACCGUCGGACAAGUCCAAAACCUUAAGUGCAGGACGGCGGACCACUCUAGGCGUCAUGGGGAGUUUGUCGACAUAGCUGAACAGUGCAGCAACACGACUUCAGGCGACCGGCCGACGGCGGUUGACGGCGAUUAUUCUACUUACACGUCCAGCAGCGACAACGAUGGUCGGUGGAACGGAGACGGACGGCGAAACAACAAUCGCGAGUUCAGCGUAAACCGUCAGGACUUCAGCCAUAACCGCGGGGGCGGCAGCGGCAGUUACGACCGCGACCCGCCGUCGUGCAGCGAAGUCCGACCGCAACAAUAUUCGGGGAAUCCAGGCAGCCGAUCGAAAAACCACCGACAAGGAAGCUAUCCAAGUGCCGAUUACGACGCGGGACAAUCUAAUUUCAACUACAGACAACCACAGUCAACGAGACGAUAUCGCAGGGAUGACAGCAAUGAUAAGAAUAAACGUCAAAAGGCGGCGGUAACUGGUAGUAAUAGCAGAUUGUUGGGGAACAAUCGUUUCAGAAACUUGACGAAAAUUGGAGGAAGUCAGUCGGGCAAAGGGACGUUCCUCGACAAAAUGGACGCUUGUACAAUACAUUGCGUGUUCAAUGAAUUAGAAAUGUUAAACUCAAAUUCUCGUCCGGACAAACAUUCAAUAGUAAAUAUAAUGACCAAUCAAAUAAAAGACGUCGAACUGAAGGAAUUCAUACAGGACUCCAUCGACGAAUGCUUCGACGCCCUCGAGCUGGACUCUCAUAACAACAAAUGCGAAUUUUCAAAAAACUUCGCAGUGUGCAUGGAGAAUAAAGCUCAAAGAAAUUGCGACGAUUGGGAUGAAAACUUGUCCACGAACAAAAUCAACUCUGCCGGCAUGCAAGACGGAAACAACCAGCAAGACAAAAGAAAAGGAUAUUAAAAAAGUUUCUUCGUAGAAUUAAUAUUAAUGCCAUUGAUUAAGUUAUUUAAACAAUUUAUUAAACGUUUAAAAUUCGACA